Molecule: messenger RNA, 648 nt
Organism: Prunus armeniaca (apricot)
Lineage: Eukaryota; Viridiplantae; Streptophyta; Magnoliopsida; Rosales; Rosaceae
Source: the annotation of a GenBank genome assembly
AUGGAUCGAUAUUUCAUUGAUCUGAUGUUGGAGCAAGUUCGCAAUCGAAGUAUGGUGAACUAUAAAUUCAGCAGACUAGCCUGGACUGAUAUGGUUUCAAAGUGCAGAGAAGAAUUUGGUUCCCACCAUGACAAAAAUGUUUUGAAAAGUAGUUUUUAUUUAUUUAUAAAUUUGAGGAAACAAUUCAAUGGCAUGAAAACUCUACUUGACCAGAGUGGGUUUGCUUGGGAUGAAAUGCAACAGAUGGUGACUGCUGAUGAUGCUUAUGUCAAGGAACACCCUGAUGAACGAUCAUACCGCAAUCGAACUCUCCCAAAUUGCAAUGAUUUGUACUUGAUAUGUGGAAAUGGAGACCAUUUUAAAAGGGAGAGUACUUCAAGUCACACUAUGGAUGACAUGGAUGAUGAUCUGGGAGUUAAUCUUGGGGAUGAAACUCAGCAAACAAUAUCAAGCAACGGAGCCCCUGAUGGAAGAUCAAGUUGUUUCGGUAGGAACAUGGAGAAAAUGGGGAUCAAAAUGAUGUUUGGUGAUUCCCCAGCCAUGGAGUAUGAAAUAUCUGAUCAGCAAAAGAAGCGAAAAUCAGGAGCUUCAUCCACCUCAGCUAGUAAAAGAGCUCAAAGAAUCAUCAAAGAGGAGACCCUUGGAUGA